This is a messenger RNA of Triticum dicoccoides, 1989 nucleotides long. Its product is annotated as cysteine-rich receptor-like protein kinase 10. The record is from RefSeq and is a predicted model, not a curated record. Bases 1 to 1989 code for a protein of 662 amino acids. Gene Ontology annotation, biological process: protein phosphorylation. NCBI's taxonomy places the organism in Eukaryota, Viridiplantae, Streptophyta, Magnoliopsida, Poales, Poaceae. Gene Ontology annotation, molecular function: ATP binding; protein kinase activity. The transcript has 10 exons.
AUGCCCGGCGCCUACUCUUCCUCCAUGAUUAUUAUUCACGCUCUCCUGCUCCUCGCGCUAAUUCCGCUCGCCGCAGGCGCAGCACCGCCGUUGUCUCUGUGUGGCGAAGGCAACUACUCAUCAGGCGGCGCAUACGAGACCAACCUGCUAGACCUCCUCCUCGGCACCCUCCGCCAGAUCGCCUCCUCGUCGCGGUCCCUAUUCGCCAAAGGCUCCCUCGGCGCCGCGCCGGACACUGCCUGGGCCCUGGUUCUCUGCCGCGGCGACGUCAGCGCCGACGAGUGCUACGGAUGCGUCACCUCAGCUGGUCGGGACGCGGCCACAACCUGCAACCGCAGCAGGGACGUGGCCCUCUGCUACAAUAACUGUUACGUCCGCCUAGCCAACUACAACUUCCUCGACAUCACCGACAACUCCGGCGUGGUAGCUUCCAUGAGCGCUCUAAAUAUCACCAGCAUCGAUGUCGUGGGCUACGAUCUGGCCCUCACCGGCCUUCUUAACGCCACGGUGCAGUAUGCGGUGCAAAAGUCCUCCAGGCUGUUUGCCACGGGACAAUGGGUAGGGACCGACCCGGACUUCAACUAUAUCUACUCGGCGGCGCAGUGCGCGUCGGACCUGUCGCGGCCGCAGUGCCGAAACUGCCUGCAACGUCUCAUGGGCAAGUGGCAGUCCACGUUCGUGCGGAACAUGUGGGGCGCGAGGCAGGCUGGUCCGUGGUGCACCUUGAGGUCCGAAUUAUUCCCGUUCUACCUUGGCACCGACCCCGUGGUCAUGUUGCCGACCAGCGCGGCCGCGCCGGCGCCAGCACCCACGGCUGCUUCCAGAGGUUCUCGUACAAUUGCCAUGGUGAUUGGAUUUGUUGUUGCGGCAGUUGUGGCAGCUUUAUUAGCAGAGGAGGAUAUAAAGCCCACGGGCCAGAUUCAAGGGACCACAACACCUGGCACCUCCAAUACAACCACAAAAAAGGAAAAUAGUCAAGAAGGUGAUUCGAUAGUAGACAGUGACAUGGCUAGAAAAUUGCAAAAUACAACAAGUCUAACGGUCCGAGUAUUACAAGAAAUCACAGAUAAUUUCUCGGAGAAUCGGAAAAUUGGUCAAGGCGUGCAUGGACAGGUCUAUGUGGCAAAGCUUGAAAAUGGAGAAGAAAUUGCUGUGAAAGUGCUUUACAAUAACAUGCCACUGAUUGAUGAUGUACAAUUCCAACGUGAGUUCCAAAACCUUAUGAGGCUCGAGCAUGACAACAUUGUAAGGUUAGUGGCCUAUUGCUAUGAAACACAUCAUCAACCUAUGCGGUACAUGGGAAGAACAAUUUUUGCUGAAAGGACAUACAGAGCGCUCUGUUUUGAGUAUAUGCUAAAUGGAAGCCUUGAAAAACACCUUUCUGACGAAUGUGAUGGACUUGACUGGCAUACGCGUUACAAAAUCAUCAAGGGGACAUGGAAGGGAUUAAAGCACCUUCAUGAAGGAUUCGACAAACCAAUUUACCAUUUAGACAUAAAACCUUGUAAUAUAUUGUUAGACAAGAACAUGGUGCCAAAGCUUGCGGAUUUUGGUUUGUCCAAGCUCUUCGGUGAUAAACAAACUAUGAUCACACAAACUCCUAUGGGAACAAUUGGAUAUGUACCGAUGGAAUUCUUACAUGGAAACAUCGUCUCGAACAAGUUUGACAUAUUCAGCUUGGGUGUUGUAAUGAUAAAAAUAAUUGCAGGCCAUGAGGGCCAUUCCAGAAGUGUUGAAAUGCCUCUCCGUGAGUUUUUUGAUCUGGUACAAGAAAAGUGGAGGGACAUGAUGCUGCAAACGUGUCUAGCUUCAAGAUCACUCGAAGCGUACUGCAAGCAAGUUAAUGUAUGCACUGAGAUUGCACUGAGUUGCAUGAAUAUUGAUAGACACAAAAGACCAAAUAUAGCGGAUAUCAUCAAUCAACUGAAUGGCACCGAAGAUGUGUUUAACAGGGCGUUGUCGUCGAGCAUACCAACAAGCAUGCCAUGA